Molecule: messenger RNA, 2373 nt
Organism: Danaus plexippus (monarch butterfly)
Lineage: Eukaryota; Metazoa; Arthropoda; Insecta; Lepidoptera; Nymphalidae
Exons: 2
Coding region: 105-797 (230 amino acids)
Source: RefSeq, a predicted model, not a curated record
AUGUCAUUGUCAAAACGCAAAUUAUUAUAUACAGUCGGAAUUUUCAUAAACUGCUCAUAUUAUUGAUUUUAAAUAUUGUAACGAUACAAAAAGAACCCGUGAAAAUGAGCCUUAAUUAUAAAAAUGGUACCGAAGCUUUUACACAGUAUCUCCAGUCAAUGGUAAAAUUGGAGGAACUUCAAAAAAUGACUGAUGAUUUAGAUAAAGAACUCGAAGACUCACAACGGGUAAUGGCUGAAAUGAAAACAAUGUUUGAUAGUAUACCAAACACUCAGAGUAAUAUUUCGGAUCAGAAUAGUGGGUUGAGACAUGAAGAUCUAUCCCAAUUUUUGCUAGCAAAUGUUCCUAAACUGCUUAUGCCGGACAUGCCGGAAAAUACCGUGGAUGUCGAUCUUGACAAUGUAAUCGCUAUGAUGAAAUGUUACGCUGAAGAUUUACGCAAAAAUUUCGUAGUUUCACAGCCACAAAAGGAACAGCCUCAUAUUAAGAUUGAAAAUAUAAACUUGGAACCAUAUGCAACAAGUCUCGACCAUCUUGUGAAUCGUUUGGCGAAAAUUAAGCUCAAUAAGAACAUUACAAAUAAUAAGAACAUGGAGCUGGAGGCUAAGUUGAACCAGUUGCGUGAUGACGUCACGAUGUUCACUCAGAUGGUGCAGGCUAAAACAAAACUGGGGGAGGCCAAUAAGAACUGGACACCAACAGAGCAGAACACUAUAGCUCUUCAAUAUGAUGAUCUGAUCAACAAACUAUUAAUGGGUAUCAAUGAGGUCACAUACUUAAUCAAAAACAAAAAUUAAUUUCUCUAUUCAGCCAGCAUUAAGGCUAUGUGUAAUCGAGGUACAUAUAUUGGACAAUACAUUUGUAUAAGUAGAAAUGUUUUGGGCUGUAUGACUUUGUGCAGCCUUUUUAUUUUCACCCUUUGGAGAAAUGUGUCUACUUCUUUGCCAUUCCAUACUUGGAGUACCAACUAUAUAGUAUAAUUCAUUUGUUUGUGAAUUAAUUGAACUGUGAUUGGAUUUGUAAACAAAUUUUUUUUAAAGAAAAAUUUAUCAUGUGAGUUUUUUGAAUAUUUUGAAGACCUGGUGAUCAUUACCAUUGAAAGUCAAGCUUGUGCGAUAGAGUUUUAAACAGUUUACAUAAUAUUUGUUUUAUUAAAGCCAGAAAAACGAGUAAAUAGUUUUCACAUGUAAUGUCGUCGGAUUGUAUAUAUAACCAGCCUAAAGUGAUCCCCACAUUGAAAUUUUAUUUGGCAGCAUUUCUCUGCUUUUCAUUAAUUAAUUAUUAAUGUUAUUAUACUAGGCUGUUUUAUAGAGGUUUGUAGAUUCAGGUAGUUAUAAGAACCUAAUUAACACUCGGAGUAACCUGAUAAUAAUCUCAUUUUGUAUAAUUUUUUUUGCUAUUUCUGAUUCUUAUAACUUUUUCCUUCAAGACAGCGACUUUUAAUGUUUGCUGUGGAAUAUCUCAUGUUCCUAAUCACUUCAUCUGUCAUCACUGCACAGCCUGUGUAACAAGGGAUCCCUCCAACCAACCUCCAUUCCAUUGUCAGAUUUCCGAGCCCUAACCCCUUGUAUGCAAUUUAUAUUGGAAACUUUUGUAUUAUAUCAUAUUUUAAACAAGAAAUCGAUAUACGAUAUUAAUUAGUUUGUAAUAAAACGAUUACUGAUAUCUAUUACUUUUGAUUUUACUUUAUCCUGAUUACAACAAACACACAGAAUAAUGCUCGAGUAGGUAGCUACGUGUUGUUUUACGUAUUCCUUAAAGUGAGUAUAUAUCAUGACUAAGUUGACCCUGUUACAUAUUUGCAGCAUCAGAUUUAUUUAUACGAAUUUUUUUUUACAGAAUUAAUUUUGUGCCUUUCACGGACUAUGAAUAUAUAAGUUUCCGUUACACAUACAUUUUGAUAUUUUCACAUGUUGCUAACCGUUAGUAAGAGAGGGCAUCAGUCUGUUUCAUUAAAAUACAUACAUAAUUUAGGUCCUAAAUAUAUUGUUUAUAAGUACUCUAAAUGUUUGGUUCUUUUAAUUCUUUGUCGUACUUAUAAUGUUCGAGUUGACGCCAGUUUGACUUGGCGCGCGUAUGACCUUGCCUGUAUUUGACUUAUUGCAAGCUUGACUUAAUAUGUCAUAUAGUUCGUCUUCACAGUUCAGACGUUUGAUCUUUCGUGUAUUGUGUACAAGUUUUUGGGAAGUAUUUGAUGUAAACCUGCCACAUGUGUAUUAUGUAUUGUAUGUAUAAAUUAAUCUAAAUUCAAAUAUUGUUUUAUAGCUUUAUUUACCUAAGGAUUACGUUAUUUAUUGUAAUUUAUGAAUAAGUGUAGACUAUGAGUAAUAUUAAGAAAAAAUAUAUAAAUAAAAUCCUUGCACUAUAAUUUCA